This is a messenger RNA of Impatiens glandulifera, 1205 nucleotides long. Its product is annotated as microtubule-associated protein RP/EB family member 1C-like. Bases 68 to 1057 code for a protein of 329 amino acids. Lineage: Eukaryota; Viridiplantae; Streptophyta; Magnoliopsida; Ericales; Balsaminaceae. Gene Ontology annotation, cellular component: spindle midzone; microtubule plus-end; cytoplasmic microtubule. Gene Ontology annotation, biological process: thigmotropism; regulation of microtubule polymerization or depolymerization; spindle assembly. The record is from RefSeq and is a predicted model, not a curated record. The transcript has 6 exons. Gene Ontology annotation, molecular function: microtubule plus-end binding.
UUAAGCAUAUAUAUAUCUCUCUUUAUCUAUCUAUCUCUUUCGUGAAAGAAGAAAGAAGAAAAUAGAAAUGGCGUCAAACAUUGGAAUGAUGGAUUCUGCUUAUUUUGUGGGUAGAACAGAGAUCCUGGCCUGGGUGAAUUCGACACUUCAUCUCAGUGUAUCCAAAGUGGAGGAGGCAUCUUCUGGUGCCAUUUAUUGUCAGUUAUUGGACUCUGCUCAUCCAGGAAUGGUUCCGAUGCACAAGGUCAAUUUCGACGCCAAAAAUGAAUAUGAUAUGAUCCAGAAUUACAAAGUUCUCCAAGACGUCUUCAACAAACUCAAACUAACAAAGCAUGUCGAUGUCAACAAACUAGUCAAAGGACGUCCCUUGGAUAACCUAGAGUUCAUGCAAUGGAUGAAGCGUUAUUGCGAUUCCGUAACUGAUGAUGGUGUUCUGCAAAAUUACAAUGCUCAAGAGAGACGAGAAGCUUGCAAAGGUGGAAAAGAUGUGAGCAAAAAAUCAUCAGCACCUCAACAUCAGUCGUCGACCAAAUCUUCAACAGCUACUCCCAGGACUCGUAAGAAUGAUUCAAACCAACAACAACAACCCAUCAUCAACAACAAGCCUUCAAAAACAAAUUCAAAUUCAAGUGCAGGACCUGCACAUGAUGGACAGAUUACUGAGUUGAAACUUUCAGUUGAUAGCCUGGAGAAAGAAAGAGACUUUUACUUUGCAAAGCUGAGGGACAUUGAGAUCGUAUGCCAGUCCCCAGAGAUUGAGAACUCACCUGUUGUUGAAGCAAUAAAGAGCAUACUAUAUGCUACAAAUGUCAGUGAAUCAGUUGUUGAAGAAGCUCAAGCCAUGAUAGCGAAACACCACAAAGCAACAGCAGCGGUUGAUGGGUUGAGUCCGAUUCAAGAGGAACCAGGAUCUUUGCCAAAGUUAGAUACCCAGAAGAGGAAAAGCAUUGUUAACAUCGAAGUUGAUGAGACUGCCAACACCACAAUGUCGCCAAGACAGAGGAUUUCUGAUGAUUCUUCAGAUGUUCACUGCAGUGGAUCACCUCUUGUGGCAUGAGGAAACUAAACGCAUCAUAAUACUUCAAAAACAAAGUUCAAUUUUUAUUAUACUACUACUACUACUACUAGUAGGUAGUGAUGAAGAUAAAUUGGGAUCACUUACUCUAGUGAUAAUGUUUUAGAAGCCUGUGUGACAUUCUAGAAAA